Molecule: messenger RNA, 3134 nt
Organism: Exophiala mesophila
Lineage: Eukaryota; Fungi; Ascomycota; Eurotiomycetes; Chaetothyriales; Herpotrichiellaceae
Exons: 3
Coding region: 363-2399 (678 amino acids)
Biological process (GO): transmembrane transport; basic amino acid transport
Cellular component (GO): fungal-type vacuole membrane
Molecular function (GO): basic amino acid transmembrane transporter activity
Source: RefSeq, a predicted model, not a curated record
CCUUACUCGCCAACCAGAAUCUAGUCCUAGUAAGGCGUAAUGUGCGAAUUCCACGCCAAUCCCGCCCACUCCUCAUCUCCUCUAGCCAACCUCUUGUCUUCGACAAGCUCGUCAACGUCCAAAGAUGAUCGCGCCAGUGGGUCGGGUUGAAGCAUUCUCCAGUGUCCUAAUGUCACAUCUCGUGCCAUUGUUUCGAUGCGGCGUAUUGAGCGAACAACUGCAUCGGCCCUCUUCCGUUGCACAAAGUCUGACCUGACCCUGCGAGGUGGGCAAAUAAUAUGUAUAUUGGGCGUUCCCCUUUCAGCAUCAAAUCUCGUAUGGUCGGCAGUCAAACACUGCAGUAGCAUUCUGCAUCUGCCAGAAUGAUAGCCUCGUACCGAUACUUGCGAAAGAAAAGACGACAGCGCCAGCUGUCCAAGGCUGAAAAUUUACAACUGGACACGACUGGCCAAAACCCGUCCUCGACAGUCACUAAUGGGUCCCAAAAGAAAAAGAAGUGCCCAGUAUGUGUCAAAGAAAAGAGUGCUGCUAGAAAGUACCGGUGGAGGAUUAUUUUGUGCCUGCUGCCCGCGUUCCUCGAUGCCAGCUUAGACUUGACCGUCAUUGCAACCGCAUUGCCGCGCAUCGCAUCACAUUUCAACAGAUUCAAUCAACUCAGCUGGAUUGUCACUGCAUUUUCAUUAACCUCAACGGCUUUUAUUCCUGUCUAUGGCCAACUGGCCGAUACUUUCGGUCGAUUUCCCACCAUAAUGUUCUCCGCCAUGGUGGUGGCCACAGGCAGUGUUCUCUGCGCCUCGGCUCCUGUAUGGGGAGUCUUGCUCCUUGGACGAUCACUGCAGGGAAUUGGGGCUGCUGGGGUCCAAAAUGUCACAAUCAUCAUACUUGCCGACAAGGUGACGCUGAAGGAGCAGUCCAUCAACACAAGCAUCUUCCAGAUGAUGGGCGGGGUCGGCUAUAGCAUUGGGCCAGUCAUUGGUGGAUACCUCACCAACGCCUCCUGGCGCUAUUGUUUUGCCUUGAGCUGUUGUCUCUCUGCAGUUAGCAUGACGGGCCUUUUCCUCCUCCGAAACGAGCUUCUGCCGGGCAGAAUCACCUUUGAGCCGACCUCAGGUCUCGUGAGCCGAAUCAAGGUCCUGGGGUCUGGCCUUGUGACCCUAGACUUUGGAGGAAUUUUCCUCUUCAUUGCUGGUGUCGGUUUGGUGAUCCUUGGCACCGCCUGGGGUGGUUCAACGUACCCAUGGUCAUCUUCAGCUGUAAUCGCUUCUUUGGCGAUUGGUGUGGUGAUGAUGAUGUGCUUCGUCGCAUGGGAGCUCUCGUUGGCUUCUGGCGGGUUCCUUCACAAGCGUCUACCGAGGACGACUCCUAUGAUUCCUGCAAGCAUUCUAUCGGCGAAGGAUGUUUCGCUGGUUUGUUUUCUGUCGUUUGGCAGUGGCACGGCACUGUUCUCCGUCUUCUACUUUGUCGGAAUUUACUUCACCUUGGUUGAGGGAUAUCGAGCAUCGCAUGCUGGAGAGCAACUCCUCUUCUAUGUUCCUGGAUUAGGGUUCGGUGUCAUCUUCGCUAUUUUCAUCUGCAACAAAUGGCCACGACAGACCUUCUGGCCGCUUUAUAUUGGUACCGUUAUCGAAACCAUCGGUAUUGGAGUCAUUUGCUAUGCCGUUCAAGCCCGUCGGGUGCCACUGAUCAAUGGGAUGAUGUUCAUUGCAGGUGCAGGUACCGGUAUGAGGUUCAUGCCGGCAAAUCUCCACCUCGCAGGCAUGUUUCGUAACCAGCUAGCAGCGGUGUACAGCCUCUUGCGCUUCGCCAUGCCAUUUGGUGGGACUGUCGGUCUCACCAUAAUGGGGGCAGUCUUUCAGAACAAGAUGUCUGCUUACUUUGGCACUGCCAUCAAUGGUCAGUCCAUCGAUUUGCACCAGCAAUCAUCUUUGGAGGUCGUUUCCGAACUUCCCGCAGAGGAGCAGGCCAUAGUCCGCGCUCAAGGAGCCAAUGCGACGAUGUGGGCCUUUGUUUCGAUAUUGCCUCUCCUGGCCAUUACCGUUUUCAGUACCAUGGCGCUUGGAAACGUCUGGAUCGUCGCUCCUCCGAAGAAAUCCCAGCAAGGGGCGGAUGAACCUGCUCCGCCACCACGCGAGGAUGGCAAGUGUGCGCAACAUGCUGAUGAAGAGGUCCAGGAGGAUGUUCCAAAAUCUACAAGCGUUGAUAUACUGGAGGAAGUGUUUCUCGUUGCUUUGCUCCGAGGAGACGUACAAAGGCUGAGAAAGAAAGGUCCCGAGGCUCCCCAAAGGAAUGUGGUUUCCACUCAACCAACGACCGAGGACUCAGUCGUACCGAUAGCAGACAAACAGCCUUCGAAUUCUGGUGUAGACGACGCUAUCGAGCCUCAUUUGACUGAGAAAUGAAGCAAUGCCGUCAUGCGACACAUGGGGGCCUCGUCCCACCGCAUCGAGCAUGCAGGGGGUCACAUGCUGCACAGCGACAGCAAACAUUCCAGAGACGUCGUGCACCAUGUCUUGUUCCUUUCUUUACAACCACCUUUUUCGUUUUGUCUAGCGAUUCGAGGCCCAUAUGAGGCCUCCAUACAUAUACCCUGAUACGAACACGAAUACAACCACUCCGUUCUAGACUAGACUAGGGCAAGGCCGAGUCAGACCGCCGUUUCCGAGAAGUCUGUACCAUACAGAGCAAGUAAUCGUCCCAGCAGCCCAGGCUAGCACUGUGGUGUGUUUGCUUCGUAUUUUCCAAGGUUGGUGCCUGGGAGUUUGCCCAUCCUCCGACCUCGGCCCAUCUCAUCGCAACUCUCGGCGCCUCGGACGAGGUGGAUCUUUUAGCUUAUCCCCCGCAUUAUGUUCCUCUUCCGCUCGAUUUGUCGCCUAUCACAAGAGUUUUCGUGACGACACAAAUCCACUAGCGGCAUAGAGAUCGAGUCUACCGCUCUAGUGGCCUGCACAAGAAGACUUCGCUGCCACAUGCAGAACGUCGCUGAAUCUCCUAGGAGCCGAGGAUCGAUGGUGUACGUGUAACAGCUCCACACAUGGGAUUCAGCCUAGCCAUGAGAGGAAGUAAGUCCAUCCCAGAUCCUACUAUCGACCUCGCGCUGUAAUAAAGUUGGACUGAAGCUCCGCGUCAUUAUGCCA